Lutra lutra (Eurasian river otter) is the source of this 4324-nucleotide messenger RNA. RefSeq names its product family with sequence similarity 199, X-linked (gene FAM199X). The transcript has 6 exons. Bases 321 to 1487 code for a protein of 388 amino acids. The record is from RefSeq and is a predicted model, not a curated record. Lineage: Eukaryota; Metazoa; Chordata; Mammalia; Carnivora; Mustelidae.
CCGGGCGGCGGCGGCGGCGGCGGCGCUGCGCUGCGCUGCGCUGACUGGGCUGGGCCGGGCAGCGGCCGCGACGGAGAGGGUUGCCGAGGCCACUGAGCUGCUAACGGGGUGGCCAGUCCGUUGCUGUGCCCUCUAGCAGCCUCUUAGCGCGGCCGGCAUUCCCUGGGCGGCAUCUGGCCGCGGCGCUCAGCCUGUUAGCGAGCUCCGGUGGGCACACCCCGGCUUGGCGGCGGCGGCGGACAGGUUAGAGUGGGGGAAGGGGCAGGCGCGGGAGCAGCCCUGGGCCACAGAGGGAGCCUAAAGCCAGGCCGUCUCCAGCCAUGUCCGACGAGACGUCGGCCACCACUUCAUACGAGAAGUUUCUAACCCCCGAGGAGCCCUUCCCGCUUCUGGGACCCCCUCGCGGAGUAGGCACCUGCCCGAGCGAGGAGCCAGGCUGCCUGGACAUCAGCGACUUCGGCUGCCAGCUUUCCUCUUGUCAUCGCACGGAUCCACUCCACCGCUUCCACACCAAUAGGUGGAAUUUAACUUCUUGUGGAACAAGUGUUGCCAGCUCAGAGUGCAGUGAGGAGCUAUUUUCAUCAGUUUCUGUUGGAGAUCAAGAUGAUUGCUAUUCUCUGUUAGAUGAUCAAGACUUCACUUCUUUUGAUUUAUUCCCUGAGGGGAGUGUCUGCAGUGAUGUCUCUUCUUCUAUUAGCACAUACUGGGAUUGGUCAGAUAGUGAGUUUGAAUGGCAGUUACCAGGCAGUGACAUUGCCAGUGGGAGUGAUGUACUUUCUGAUGUCAUACCUAGUAUUCCGAGUUCACCUUGCCUGCUUCCUAAAAAGAAAAAUAAGCAUCGGAAUUUAGAUGAACUUCCUUGGAGUGCAAUGACAAAUGAUGAGCAGGUGGAAUAUAUUGAGUAUCUGAGUCGUAAAGUCAGUACAGAGAUGGGUCUUCGGGAGCAACUUGAUAUUAUAAAAAUAAUUGAUCCUUCUGCUCAAAUUUCCCCUACAGACAGUGAGUUUAUUAUUGAACUUAACUGUCUCACAGAUGAAAAACUUAAGCAGGUCAGAAACUAUAUCAAGGAGCAUAGCCCUCGCCAACGGCCUGCAAGAGAGGCCUGGAAGAGAAGCAACUUUAGUUGUGCAAGCACCAGUGGAGUGAGCGGGGCCAGUGCCAGUGCCAGCAGCAGCAGUGCCAGCAUGGUCAGUUCUGCAAGCAGCAGUGGGUCCAGUGUUGGAAACUCUGCUUCAAACUCCAGUGCCAACAUGAGUCGAGCACACAGUGACAGCAACUUGUCUGCAAGUGCAGCAGAGCGGAUUCGGGAUUCAAAAAAGCGAUCCAAGCAGCGGAAGUUACAGCAGAAGGCUUUACGCAAGAGGCAGCUCAAAGAGCAGAGGCAGGCUCGGAAGGAGAGGCUCAGUGGGCUCUUCCUUAAUGAAGAAGUGCUGUCCUUGAAAGUGACUGAGGAAGACCAUGAAGCAGAUGUAGAUGUUUUGAUGUAAUAAGGGUGAAUUUAUCAGCGGUCUUUCUAAGUAUUUAAGUAUUCUACCCUUUUAUUUGUUUACAUGCAUCUUGACCAAACUUUUGGUUAGGGCUGUGCUGAUGUACUAUUAAUAAUUUAGGCCAGUGCUUCUCAGCAGGUGGUCCCCGGACCAGCAGCUUCAGCAUCACCUGAGAAGUUGUUAGAAAUGCAUACUGCCAGGCCCCAUUUCAGAUGCAGUGAAUCAGAAACCAUGGGGGAGGGGCGCCCAGCAUUGUGUUUUAACAAGCACCAGGUUAUUCUGCUGCACCCAGCUCUCAUUUAAAGAACCACUAAUUUAGUAAAUGUCUUGACUAUUUAGACUUUAGGGUGGUUUAAGUGGGCUUUUUCAAGAACUAGUACUUUCACAGUUAAGGAAAUUUCAAGGUACUACUGGCAAGUAGUUUAUUAUGUCAGUAUAGGUACAUACAUAGUGAUCAUAAUUCAGUUUGCUUUUUAAUGUUACAGUUCCUUUGUUUGCUUUUUCUAAAGGGCCAUAGUAUAAUUCUCAAUUCCUAGUGAAAAUCUUUUUUUGAGGUUGUGGGGAUCGGGUGUGGAUUGCUGUUUACAAUAGUGCCUUCAUUAGGUUUAGUUCUGUUUUCAUUUGUUAUUAACUUAAAGGUUUAAUAACAGGCCCUAAUGUCUUUUCUGUUAGGUUUGUUUUUCACUUAAAGUAAAUUUAGAAUCCUAUUGUAAGUGAUGACUACUGAGGAAAUAAUGUUACUAGUAGUUGAACUUUAGACUUGAUGCUAUAUUGAUUAAUAUUCAAAUGGAGAAAGCAAACAAAACCUAUUCUGCUUUUCUGCUGCUUUUUGGAAUUUUAGGCUGUGAAGCUGUCUCAAAGGCAGAAACUAUGUCUUUUCUUUUUGUAGGUCAUUUUUUCCCCAGCACAGCUCUAAUUUUUAAAUAUUUGGUAUAACAGCUUCUGGCAUGUGAACAGGUUAAUAAUGUUCAAAGUUAACUAAAGAAAACCCUUACAGUUCUCCUGAACUUCUCUAUAAAUCAUUUAGAAAUACACAGAGCAGUGAGAAACUGUAGCUUGUUGGUUAUUAAUAGAAGUCUAAUUUUAGAUGUGAAAUCAUGGAGUUUCUUUAAAUGUUUUCAUGGAGAGUUUGUUAUCAUGAAUAUUAGAAGUAGUGUGAUUCCUUUUCUUCUGCCACAUGUUAAAUGUCUUUAAACAUUCACAUGGGUUAAAGAAGAUGGAAACUGAUACUACUGACAAUCAAGCUGCUUUCUGACUUCCAUGAUUUUCUUUUUAUUGUGGAUAACGGGAGGUAAUCAUGAGUCUGUAGCAGGAGUUGUAAUCAAUAUUUUUUUAAACUCUAGAGUCAAAGGUUGAUAGGAUUUUUACUUUUUUUAACUUUAUCAUAUCAAGUGACUCAUUAAGAAAGAGGUGGAUUUAAAUUCUUAAUUCUCAGUUGAUAUAAAAGCUUAAGCUUUGCUUACAAUCAUGUGUUUUGAAAACUUGAUUUUACUUUAGUUCUUGAAGGUUAAAGAAUUGAAACUGAGGAUGAAAACUGAUGAAUUGCAGCUUUGCUGAGGUCUGUGGUAUGGUAGAUUUUGAAGAGUACUAAACUCAUACUUAAAAAUUUUACUAAAAUGAAAUUAUGUGUAUAUGGUUAUCAGUUGGAGUACUCCCUCUGAAUUUCGACUUACCCCUUCUUUGAUGCUCCUAACCAGCCUUACAGGGCCCAAAGGGAGCUUGAGGUCAGACCCCAGAAUACUUUGAGGAAGGUGGAAAAGGGUCAACCUCGUGUUUUUCCCUUCCAAGUAUAGGAGGAGUAAAAGAGAAGAGCAAAUACAGCUGAAUUUUCUGUCUGCUCUUAGCAAAAGCAAAAUCCCAGAGAAUGACUUGUCUGUUCUCUUUACUUACUCUUCCAGGAAAACGGGCCACUUUUGGAGACCAUAGAGCAGCAUUUAUCUGUUAAAUACUUGGAAACAAUUGGCAGUAACCAGUAAAAGAAAAUCCUAACAGGGUCAUGAUAUAAUAAGACCAAUUUUUCCACUCCCAACAAUCACAUAUUCUUAUUACCUUAGAUUUAACUUGUCACUAUUAAACAAGUUUACCAAAGCACCACAAAGCCAAUUUUAAAAGUUUACAAAGAUUUGAGUGUUUAUAGUAAAGUAUGCCAUGAAAUUUUAUGUAAAUCUGGAUACACUGUCUUUACAGUACUAUAAAUUAGAGAUUGCCCAUAAAGUUGGUUUAGAGGAGGUUGAAAGUAAUUCCUCUGAUUAAAAGAAAAAAAAAUAAAAACAACUUGGGUUUGCUUGUGAUGUGGAAGAGGAAGAUUACAAAGUCUUUUGCCAUCUUUUUCCCCAUUAAAAAAAAACAGCAGUAAAAGACAAAGUUCUCUUGUUUUUGUUAAUGUGCUAUACUGUGUUUUUUCUGUUUUAAUAUCUCAUGUAGAUAAUUCAAGUUGGAAUUCUUUCGUUCUUGGAAUAAGUAAUAAUUUAUUCACUCUGGUAUAUUUCUGAGUUUAAGACCGAUCCAACUCAGUAUUUUUUUCUUUUUAAAUGUAAAUCUAAACUAAUCAAUUAAUAAAAAUGUGAGGCUUAUUUGCUCCAGUGUCAGUUGUCAUCUGUAGAGAAUUGACACCGGAGCAAAUAAGUUUCUCCACCCCUUUAAACAUAGCCUUUAUUAACUUAGGGCAUGAUAAAGUUCCCUCAAACUUUUCAAACAACAUUUUAUUAGAGAUCUUUUUUUUUUUUUAAAGAUUUUGUUUAUUUGCUUAACAGAGAAAGACACAGGGAGAGAGGGAACACAAGCAGGGGGAGUGGGAGAGGAAGAAGCAGGCUUCCUGCCAAGCAGGGAGCCUAAUG